Nerophis lumbriciformis (worm pipefish) is the source of this 1776-nucleotide messenger RNA. The record is from RefSeq and is a predicted model, not a curated record. NCBI's taxonomy places the organism in Eukaryota, Metazoa, Chordata, Actinopteri, Syngnathiformes, Syngnathidae.
AUGCAUGAUGACGACUUUCAAGUGGAGGAUGAAGAUCUUCCACCCGAGUUGGGACAUCCCGAGGAGGUGGGAGCGAAACUCGAGCAGCACGAACUCCACCGUGGUGCAUGUGAAAGUGUUGUCUGCCUGCAUAUGAACUCACUGGAGAUGAAGCCGAUGGCGUGCGUGCUCCUGACUUGCGCGUGUUUGUGCACGCUGGCCCCGACGUGCGCGUGCGAAAUGUUCACAUCGCUGAUGGAUGUCCAGCAGGCCAUCACCGUGGAGAAGAAGCUCAUGGGACACUUGAGGACGUACAUCCACAAAGAGUGGAAGAGGCUGCAGGACGUCAGGCGGUUUUACAGCAAAGUUUGGCGCCUCCACAGUGAGCUGUACAGAGGGCCGUCCAAUGGCAUGGCUAACCCGCUGCUGGCAUUCACGCUCAUCAAGCGCCUACAUGCAGACUGGUUCAACGUCGUAGAUAGCCAACAGGCAGCGGACAACACUCAAGCCCUCAGGUGGAGUUACGAGCAAGAACAAAACGACUUGCCCAAAUCGGAGGAUGUGCGCGGGGCGGCCCGAGGCCUGUUGAGGCUGCAGGACGUCUACGCGCUCAACGUGGCCAGCCUGGCUGCUGGUCGCUUCCAGAGAGCCACCGGCGACAACCAGCUAAUGGACGUCUACACACCUGCCGUGGCUACGCCUCUCUCUGGAGAUGAUUGCUUUUCAGUAGGGAAGGUGGCCUACGAUCAGGAGGACUAUUACCACUCAGUCCCGUGGCUGCAGGAGUCCGUGAAGCUUUUUCGGGCUGCCAGUGUCCGAUGCAACCCUGAGGAUGAAGCCACACUAGCGGAUGCGUUGGACCACCUGGCCUUUUCUCACUUUAAGACUGGUAACAUCUCUCAUGCUCUCAGUGUGUCACAGGAACUGCUGCAUUACGACCCAAUGAAUGGAAGAGUGUUGCAGAACGUGGAGAAAUAUGAGAAGCUGCUGGUGGCAUCGGUGCCAGUAACGCUGGGCAGACCUGCUAGCAAACAUUUGAAGACCAGGGAAGCUUAUGAGCAAUUGUGCCAAAUGGCAGCAUCUCAGAGCCUCCUGUUCUCCAGGAUAAAAAGUACCCAACUGUCAUGCGACUACUUCACCAACGGGAAUCCCUCGCUGACGCUGCUACCCGCCAGACGUGAAGUGCUGAGUCUGCAUCCUUACGUGGUUCUCUACCACGACUUUGUCACCGACCGUGAAUCCGAACACAUCAAGGACCUGGCGCGCACUGGAUUGAGAAGAUCGGUGGUGGCAACAGGAGAGAAACAAGCCACGGCAGAUUAUCGCAUCAGCAAGAGUGCGUGGCUGAAGGACUCGGCGCACGCUGUGGUCGGCACGCUGGACCGGAGGAUUUCCAUGGUUACGGGUCUCAACGUGACACACCCGUUUGGCGAGUACCUUCAAGUAGUCAAUUACGGCAUCGGGGGUCAUUACGAACCUCACUUUGAUCAUGCCACAUCACCGUCCAGUCCUGUAUUUAGACUGAAGACUGGGAAUCGGAUGGCCACCUUCAUGGUUUAUCUCAGCUCUGUGGAGGCAGGCGGCUCCACAGCGUUCAUUUAUGCCAACUUUAGCGUUCCCGUUGUAAAGAACUCUGCCAUUUUCUGGUGGAAUUUACAUAGAAAUGGCAAAGGUGACGGUGACACCCUGCAUGCUGGCUGUCCUGUGCUUAUUGGAGACAAAUGGGUGGCCAACAAGUGGAUCCACGAGUACGGCCAAGAGUUCCGACAUGGCUGCAGUCAGAAUCAUGAGGAGUGA